AUGUCUCUGCAAACUAUCACUCCUACUUCUCACGAGGACGACGGAAUUUUGUCAGAUGAACAGAUUCAGUCUCUGCUCCUGGCGGCAGAGGCGCGGCUUCGUUUUCCUUCCCAAGGGAAUUGCAUUCAACCUGCUUCAACUGAGCCCGCAACUUCAUCAUCUCUCUUGCGGCUUCCCACCCUUGAUUCUACUCAACCCGUUCGGUCUUACAUUCGUGAACAAGACAAAAUUGCUACCUUUGACCAGACUCGGACUGUGACUGCGGAACAGAAAAAGUUCUCAGAAACCAUACGUUCAAUUCCCCAGGUCUCCAAUUCUAAAAUUAAAAUGCCAAAGGAAAAGCCAACCGCCGGUUCCGACUGGUUCGAUUUACCCAAGACUAAUCUCACCCCAGAAAUGAAAAGGGAUCUCCAGCUACUCCGAAUGAGACCGGUACUCGACCCUCAUCGGCAUUACAAAAAAGAUAACAGCAAAGCGAAGGCGCCCGAGUACUCUCAGGUGGGCACCAUCAUAGAAGGACCCACCGAGUUCUUCAGCGCUCGGAUUCCCAAGAAACUACGGAAACGUACAUUCGUGGAAGAAGCUUUGGCGAUCGAACAUGAGAGCGGCCGCUUCCGGCGAAAAUAUGAAGAAAUCCAGGCCGCCAAAACGAGCGGAAAGACAGCCCACUACAAAUCCAUUAAAGCAAAACGUUCCAGAGGGAGCAAGUUUGGUUGA
Messenger RNA from Histoplasma mississippiense, 717 nucleotides. RefSeq lists its product with no specific name. Bases 1 to 717 code for a protein of 238 amino acids. Gene Ontology annotation, cellular component: nucleolus. Gene Ontology annotation, biological process: RNA processing. NCBI's taxonomy places the organism in Eukaryota, Fungi, Ascomycota, Eurotiomycetes, Onygenales, Ajellomycetaceae. Gene Ontology annotation, molecular function: RNA binding. The record is from RefSeq and is a predicted model, not a curated record. The transcript is spliced from 3 exons.